AUGGAUUUUAAUCCAUUUACUGAGUCUUCAAACUUUGUUGAACUGCUUAGCAGUCAACAAAAUGUUGUCUUUGGUAACAUAUCAGAUAGUGUUUCACUAUCUUCAUCGCAAGUUCCCUUCUUAGGCAGUCAAGGCACCGAUGAUUCAAACUUUGGUGAAGACACUCAAGCCAAUCGUAAAGAAAGAAGGACGUGGACGCCAACAGACGAUGUAGUGCUCAUCAGCUCGUGGUUAAAAACGAGAAAAGAUCCCGUAGUAGGGAAUGAGCAAAGGUCUCUUACUUUCUGGAAAAACAUUGUUGCGUACUUCUCGGCUAGUCCAAAGCUUGAUGGCUGUGAAAAGAGAGAGGCAUCUCACUGUAAGAAUCGUUGGCACAAAAUCAAUGACUUAGUUUGCAAGUUUUGUGGAGCAUAUGAAGCUGCAACCAGAGAGAAAAGCAGUGAGCAAAAUGAGAAUGAUAAGUGGUGUGAGCUGUCUACGACUAAAAAUGAUGGAAGCUCCAAGAAGAAGAAGUGUGAGGAUGGUUCACAUUCAACAAGCUCUAAAGCAGUUGAAGAAGAUUAUGCUCUUGAUGAUGAAGGAACAAAUCGUCCCCCGAGUGUUAAGGUAGCAAAAGCCUGUUCUAAGAAGACAGUGGUUGAUGGGAAGGAGCUAUCUGAGUUUCAGACAAUGUGGAGCAUCAAGAAGCAAGAUUUAGCUUUGAAAGAAAGGUUGUCCAAGAUGAAGCUACUUGACAGUUUCAUUGCUAAACAAGAACCUCUAGUGGAUUAUGAAGAAGCUUUGAAGAAGAAACUCUUGAUGAGUUGA
This is a messenger RNA of Brassica oleracea var. oleracea, 807 nucleotides long. RefSeq names its product glutathione S-transferase T3-like. The transcript is spliced from 2 exons. NCBI's taxonomy places the organism in Eukaryota, Viridiplantae, Streptophyta, Magnoliopsida, Brassicales, Brassicaceae. The record is from RefSeq and is a predicted model, not a curated record. The coding region runs from base 1 to 807 and encodes 268 amino acids.